AACGCGUAUGCCAUUCAGAUUUGAGAACGCGUAAAAACUACGAGGAAGAUUCCGUUUCUCCUCUUUUCUCUUCUCCUACCCAUCUCCUUUUUCUCGAUGUCUGCGGCUCUCCUUUGCCACUGACGUGCCUCUGUAUCUCUCUGCUCUGCCACUCCGGUAUGGUAUUUCGGUUCUUGUGUCUUGUCAAGGACAGGCUGCCGAAACCACAGAUUUCGUAAUCUAGGGUUUUCAAUUUUGAUUGUUUCGUUGAAUCAAUUGCUUUUUUUGCCCCUCUUUCUGCUAAUCGCCGGUUUUUGUUGAAUAUUGCAGCUGAUUAUAUUUUUGUGUUUCCUGAAUCUAAUUUGUAACUAUCUUGCUGAUAUCUAGAGAUCGGUUUUAUUAGGAUUGAUCAUUAAAAAAGGGGGAGGGCAUAUUUGAUUUUUUUUUUUUGGGGUUAGGGUUUGGAUUUCUUGGUUGUGUGCAUUAUACAAUUGAGCUUGAAUUUUGAUUGAGAAGAAGUUGUGGUUCUUAUUAAUAUGGCAGCAGGGCGGAUCGACGUUUCGAGGAGAAGGGUUUAUGAUGGUUACUCCAAUAAGUACUUUGAUCACUAUAGGAAAGGUGCUCGUGGCGUGGAUUUGAAUCGUGCUGUUGAGCAUGGUGUGGUAUACAAGAACGGGUACCCUAUUUCCUCAAAUGCGCGGAAUCUUUGUGUUCAAAGAAGUGGGCUUAGUUGCAGAGAUGAAGAGAGAGAGUUGGCUGAUUUGCAAAGUAGAACUGGCCUUGAUCAUUCCUCAAGGUUGGAGGACGGUGAGAUACCCAAGUCUGAUGAUGGAAUUCAGAUGCCUCCAGCCAAGAAAAGGAAAUUCUCCCCCAUUAUAUGGGACAUAGAGGACAAAGUAGCGACAAAAAUUAGAGCUGUCCCAACAAGUACUACCUCAUCUACAUUUUCUUCUUCACACGGGACUUGCAGUCGGGGACCGAAAAUUGUUCUAGAUGCAGGUAUUACAAAACAUGCUUCCCAGGAAAACCAGCAUAUAGGAUUGGAGAGUGUGUCAGAUAAGCCUUGUGAGACAGCAGGAUUGGUAGAUACUAAUGGAACCGAGUCCGAGUCUCUGGCAAAAUUGUCUCCUUCAUUUCCUCGAGAGAAGCACAGGGAUGAUAGCCAAGAACAAGGUGAAGGCGAGGAGGAGGAGUUUGCUGAAGCACGGAACAUAUCCAUGUCACGUUGGGCCUCUGACAGCGAUUCUCCAAAAGAUGCAAAUUUGUCUGAUGAUGAAGGCAUACCUGGAGAAAAUACACACAGAAAGGAGUUCAGUGCUGAGAGAAUGGAGUGUCAUAGGGAGGCUUUGGUUAUAGAUGGAUCAAGAUCAUCUGGAUUCAGUGAAAGAUAUUGCAGUUCGGGGGAAGAUGGUGAUGUUGUAAGCAAGUUGAAAAAUGUUGGUCCCGUGAAUGGUGAUGGGUUCCAGGGUGAAAAUGACAAUUUUAUCCAGAUCGAUGAUAUUUCGAGUCAUGUUGAAGAGUCUAUAGCUUCUACCCAAAGAGGCCUGAAUAUGCUUCAGGGUUGUAGAAGUGUGUACGAAUACGAGAAACUUCAUGAAAUUAAUGAAGGUACAUAUGGUAAAGUGUACAAAGCAAUUGAUAAGAGGACCGGGGAACCUGUGGCAUUGAAAAAAGUGAAGAUGGAUGUAGGAGGAGACAGGAACUUAGAAGAAUAUGGCUUCCCUUUAUCCUCACUGAGAGAAAUUAACAUUCUUUCAUCUUUUUAUCACCCCUCAAUUGUGAAUGUUAAAGAAGUUGUCAUGGGCAGCCUUGAUAGUGUUUUUAUGGUGAUGGAAUAUAUGGAACAUGAUCUCAAAGGGCUUAUGCAGAAAAUGAAACAGCCUUUUAGUACCAGUGAAGUAAAAUGUUUAAUGCUACAGUUGUUGGAAGGUGUAGAUUAUCUUCACGAUAACUGGGUGCUUCAUAGGGAUUUGAAGACAUCAAACCUCCUUCUGAACAAUCAAGGGGAAUUGAAAAUAUGCGACUUCGGGAUGUCACGCCAGUAUGGGAGCCCAUUGAAGCCUUAUACAUCUCUUGUGGUUACUUUGUGGUACAGGGCACCUGAGCUUCUGCUGGGAGCAAAACAAUAUUCAACAGCAAUUGACAUGUGGUCUGUGGGUUGCAUAAUGGCUGAACUAUUGACAAAGGAACCCCUGUUCAAGGGAAAAGGUGAAAUCGAUCAGCUUGGCAAGAUAUUUAGAAUUCUUGGGACGCCAAGUGAGACAAUUUGGCCUGGAUUUUCCAAAUUGCCGGGGGCUAAAGCAAAUUUUGUUCAGCAGCCUUAUAAUCUGUUGCGCAAGAAGUUUCCAGCCACAUCUUUCACAGGAUCUCCAGUUCUCUCUGAUUUGGGAUUUGACUUGUUGAACAAGCUUCUAACAUAUGAUCCAGAAAAGCGAAUAACAGCUGAUGCUGCCCUCAACCAUCCUUGGUUUCAUGAGGUUCCUCUGCCAAAAUCUAAAGAAUUCAUGCCUACUUUUCCUCCUCAGUAUGUGAAGAAAAGAUAGAAGCCAGACAGCUAGAAGCAUCCUACCGUAUCAGAGGAUGGGUAGGGAUUCUUCUCUUAGGGUGUCUGAGAAGCUCAGAAUUUCUCCGGAGGAGAUUGUCAGGACACGGGGUGUUAUCAGACACAGGUGGAUCAUAUGUUUUGGAAGAACUGUAUAAAAGUCUUCUUGCAGAUGCAUGUUUGUAAUUUUUUUUUUUUUUUUUUUUUCGGUAUACUUGAACUGAAAAUCGUGGCUGUUGACCUUUCUUUUUUGACAUUCAUCUUCGUGUUCAGGAUUGUGUCUUUCAAAAGAAAGAGAUUGAUUCAUAGUUCUAUGGGAGACGUUUCUUUCUUUGUAGUGAUCCUGUAUCCUCCUUGAGCUGUAAGGUCUUGAGGUGUUGACAGAAUUCUUUAGACAUCUGCCUUUCAGUUCUACCUGAGUUGGCUUGAGCUCAAGUUGUAAAUAAUUCAGCUUAGUCAUCUUAAUACUUAAGAAGUUUUAUCUUUAUUUUUUUUAAAAAUUUUUAUUGUCAAGCUGCUGUUUCACUAUUUCUCUUUCCAAUAAUGUUUGUUUGCAAGAGAUUACUAGAUUACUGUUGCAAGACGAGGGAGGAACAUCGAUGAUGUUUUUUCAAAGGUCGGAAAGAAGUGCACCAGGUAAACAAUAUUUGUUUAAUGCUAACCGAGUAUCUGGUACUGCUCUGGUAUGUUAGUGCGAAUCAAUUAUUAUUAUUAUUUUAAAGUGGUUGUGUGGAACUGCAGAGCAUUAAGAAAAGGAGGAGGAGAGAGAGAGAGGGGGGUGGGGGGUGCGUUUUUGUGUCUGUAUAAUGGGGUGUGCUUGUUUUCUGUCUGUAUAAUGUGUUUGCAAGUAUGGUUCUAUUCUACUCUGCUUGUAGUCAUGUUAUCAUCAGUUAGAUAAGCUAGUGCUUGGUAGUAGCUUUAUGGGGUCCAUUAUAAUGGACAAUGCCGGAAAGUUCAAUCCCUCUAUUUAAAUUUUCGCUUUAUUGUGUUCAAGUAGGGUAUCCAUCUAAUUAUCGGCCGGUUGACUAAUUUUUUUUAGAUUUGCAGUUGUGCAUAUGCUUCUUUUGGGUAUAUCUCUUCUCCUCUCGCAUUCUCUCCCCCUCACGAAGAUCAUGCUUGAAAUAUCCAAUCCACUUUCUGGAUUUUUAUCUCCCGCUUCUAUCAUUUCAUUGGGUGUAUCCUUGCAGCUUUGCUGUGUCGAAGUUGAUCAUGCAAAAGGACUAGAUUGAAGCCGUGCUAUUGAUGCGUCAUGUUACUAAUGCAAAGGAGAAGACAAGUUGGGAAUAUCUAAUUUGGCAGAGGGGAUCAUUUUUAAUUUAACUUGCCAUUUUUAUUUGUUUUACCAAACUAACUUGAUGUAAAUCGAUUUUAUUGCCAUCCCAUUUCACGAACAGAAAUAGCAAAGUAAAGGUCAUUAAUUA
Manihot esculenta (cassava) is the source of this 3942-nucleotide messenger RNA. Its product is annotated as cyclin-dependent kinase G-2. Gene Ontology annotation, molecular function: cyclin-dependent protein serine/threonine kinase activity; ATP binding. The coding region runs from base 516 to 2522 and encodes 668 amino acids. The transcript has 5 exons. Lineage: Eukaryota; Viridiplantae; Streptophyta; Magnoliopsida; Malpighiales; Euphorbiaceae. Gene Ontology annotation, biological process: regulation of mitotic cell cycle; protein phosphorylation. Gene Ontology annotation, cellular component: nucleus. The record is from RefSeq and is a predicted model, not a curated record.